GCUCCUGGGGACCUCUUAGGACCCCCGGCCUGCUACUCACUGCAUCAAGGCCUACCCACUGACCCCAUGCCGGGAUCUCCCCGCCUUCUGUGGCUCCUGGCUGUCACCUUCUCCUUGGUUCCCAGAGCGCAGCCCUUGGCGGGAGACUUAGAAGAAGAGGAGCAAGAUGAGACACCUUUGCCGGCUGUCCCCUGCGACUACGACCGCUGCCGCCACCUGCAGGUGCCCUGCCAGGAGCUGCAGAGGGCCGGCCCGACGACGUGCCUGUGCCCCGGCCUCUCCAGCGCAGCGCAGCCGCCCGACCCGCCACGCCUGGGGGAAGUGCGCAUGGAGGCCGAGGCGGGCCGCGCCGUGGUGCACUGGUGCGCCCCCUUCUCCCCGGUCCACCAGUACUGGCUGCUGCUUUGGGAAGGCGCUGGGGCUCCGCAGAAGGGCCCCCCCCUCAACUCGACGGUCCGGCGAGCGGAGCUGAAGGGCCUGAAGCCCGGGGGCGCCUACGUCGUAUGCGUGGUGGCCGCCAACGCGGCCGGGGAGAGCAGCGUGCCCGGGGCCGAGGGCCUCGACGGUGCGGGCGGCCCCGCCUUCGGGCCCUGCGGCCAGCUGACCGUGCUGCCGAGGCCGCUCACGCUGCUGCACGGGGCCGUGGGCGUGGGCUCGGCGCUGGCCCUGCUCAGCUGCUCCGCCCUGGUCUGGCACUUCUGCCUGCGCGAGCGCUGGGGCUGCCCCCGCAGAGGCCGCCCGAGCGGCGCGGGACUCUGA
Molecule: messenger RNA, 759 nt
Organism: Lipotes vexillifer (Yangtze River dolphin)
Lineage: Eukaryota; Metazoa; Chordata; Mammalia; Artiodactyla; Lipotidae
Gene: LRRN4CL
Product: LRRN4 C-terminal like
Exons: 2
Coding region: 67-759 (230 amino acids)
Molecular function (GO): protein binding
Source: RefSeq, a predicted model, not a curated record